This is a messenger RNA of Biomphalaria glabrata, 6422 nucleotides long. RefSeq lists its product as uncharacterized. Lineage: Eukaryota; Metazoa; Mollusca; Gastropoda; Planorbidae. The transcript has 3 exons. Bases 1053 to 4718 code for a protein of 1221 amino acids. The record is from RefSeq and is a predicted model, not a curated record.
CGAGGUGGUCUUGAAUCGAAGGAUUGCCGUCCAGGAACGAAGAGAGAGAGAGAGAGAGAGAGAGAAAGGAAGGUUUUGUCAUUGAGAGAAAGCGAGAGUAGGGGAGAGAAGCGACGGGUGAGAGUUACGGGACCUGUGUUUAUUUUUUUCCGCUUGUGUUAAAACGUACGACGGCCUGUGUUCAUUUUAGACAGUAUUUGUUUUCAUAAAAUGACGAGUAGUGUGAGAGAGAGAGAGUGAAAAAAAAAAAAAUCUGAUUAUCAGAAACAAAACAACGUCAUUGUUGACCUAAAACAAGAAGAAUAGUUUGUACAGAGUCAGAGAAGUGUUUUCUUUUAGGAUAUACGCUGAGAUACGGAUUCAUAAUCAGUGCAUUGUUGUGAGGUGUUUUUCUUUUUCAUGGAUUAAAAUUUCUUUACACUCGCGAGUAUUCUACGGAGGAUUUAUUCUACAGACAAAACGUUAUUUGACCCAGACAACUUCAGAUAUUCCACCAACUCAUAUCAAGCCGUUUGACUAAACAGGUUAAGAUAUUCCAUCAACAUUCAUCAAAGCAUUGGCCAAGAUGGAGAGAUUUGUCCUAAUUUUUACUUACUAAAAUCGUCAUUGUUUGGCAUUGAAGUCACACUAUAACAGUACUGUAUAACUUUAUACAUGUAUACGAAGAAGCCAUACACAAAACACUCGUUUGUAGUAAUUGCGUCUUGUGACAGAUGUCUUUCAGAAGGCUGUAGCGUUAUCUGUGAUGGCUUAGCACAGGAGGGGGGACUACUCUAUAAUUAGCCUUGAGAAGUUAUCUGCAGUUAUCUUUCUGCUUCGAGAGCAUUAAAAUUUGUGACUUUGAAUUCGGAUUGUAUGUAGGUCAGACCUAACAGUAACCCCAGAUAGAAGGGAGCUAACUUCUGCUAAUUCGUACGCCUAAAACAGAUAUGAGUUAUAGAGUGUAGACACGACCAGUACACUGAUUUAUCAUGUGAAAAUUAUGUUUAUACAGGCGUACAUCUUCAGCAGUGCACAUAUACAUUCUGUGACAAGACUGAUACUAGAUCUACAUGUUUUUGAGCGGACGCAGUGAAAUGGCUGACCGGAAUUUUUUUCCAUGCCUUUUAAUUUUAACCUGUUGGAUUGUCGAACCUACCGAAACUUUUAAAAGCCAUUUAUAUUCAAAUGACCAAAACUCGAUCAAAGACAAAUCAUUUGGGCAUCAUUUUAUAAUAAAAGGUCAUAAACAGAUGAUUGACACUGAAAGGGCAAGUUCGUUUUUAUCACAUUCAAAUGAUUUUAAAAAAUCCGAGACGAUUGUCAAUCAUUUUUUACACGGUGUCAAUGAAGGAAAAGAAGACCAUGAUAAAAUUUCUUCUCACGAUUUAGUGUCGAAGAAUGAAAACAUUGCUAAUACAGAGACACCGUCUUCGAAACUUCGUGCCGAGCACGAGAAGUUCAUGGACCCCAAACGCUUGAUUAAAGCAGGCACUGCACGCAAGGGAGAUAAUCUACACCGGUUGCACUCUGUAACCCAAGGCAGACGAUCUGAUAGAAAGCAUGAGAGAACGCUAGGAACGACAGGAAGGCAAACAGAGGAAAAUGGGACUAAUAAAGGAUCCAGGACACGGAUCCGGAAAACGCUAACAAAUAGCAACGGAAUGUCGAAAAAUACUUUUUCCAGUUAUCUACAGAGAGGUUCAGUCUCAGAUCGUGUUUCAGUGGCAGACGCGACCGGUAGGCGGAGCAAGCGUAGCGGUGAACAUUUUAACGACUCUUCUUCUCUCGAUACGGCAACGGAUAUCAAUGGGGCCUCUGAUAAUGCCACGGACGUAACUCCUACCAAUGCCAGCAGGGAGUUAAUCUCGACUUCACUCCCAUGGUUGGAACACGUUGAUAAUAGCACCGAGGCUCAAUUAAAGCCGGGUCAUGAGACGGACGGUCCGAGUGACGAGUUUAGUCAUUUAGUGACUGUGAGUACCACACUGAUGACUACUUCAGCUAACGACCUCGUUACGACAUCCGGCACCACGGAAACAGAGUCGGUUGGUCAUCUCUCAGCGGUCAGUCUCAACGGGUCAGAAUUAGUCUCUGAUAACGGAGACGGCAUUCACGCGGAGCAUGACAAUGCAAGCGUUACGGGGGCGUCGUUAGACGAAGAGCAUGCAUUCAGCACAACAGCAUCACCAACUGUCGCAACAACUCUUUCAACAACAUCAACACACACAACCACAUUUACAACAACAACACAAGAAACAACUACACAAACAGAAGCCACACCAACAACUAUUAAAACUUUGCCGAUUGUUGCAGAAACAGAAGUAGAGACGUCAACUCCCAUCGCAUUGACGUAUGAACUAACGUCUGCACGUAGUGAGCCGACCGAAAAUAUCACCGCUAGCGACACCGACGUGAUGGCUGGAGUCAUAUUAGAGGCGACAACAACAAUGACAUCUGCACAUACUGUCUCUCAGGAUUCAGAGGGGACUAUCUCGGAACCAGCUUCAGAGAACACCACAACUGCCGCCGGAACAACGCCAGACGAUACUAAAAUAGAAGACAGUCGCCUUGACAUUGAUGAUGACGUCAGUGUGUCAAACGUGACAGAACCCGUGAUAUACGUCACGCUGUUCACAGAAUCCCCGAGAAAAAGCGAAACCACUCAUGCAGAGACAGCAUCUACCGCAUCCUCUGAGGCAUUAUCGACUGAGUCAUCUACCUCAAUCUCUACUUCCACUCUAGCGCCAACAACAACAGAAGAGAUUGACGAGUACCCUGAUGAAAGAGACGAGUACACCGACUCUUUACUGACCCCGGCUGACCCCAUCAGAGAAAGCACCCAGCAGCCCGACGCCAAUUCCACCAAAACAGCCGAGGUAACCGUCCCUGAACGGGGACUCCACUGGGGCCUCGCCAAGCAGACUUGGCAGUACGCCUGGGAGAUCCACAUUUACACCUUCGGGGCUCUCUUCGGCCUCCUGGCGCUUUACACUGUGGUGAGCGGUCUCCGGCUGUCCUGUCUGCAGGGCAUGCUCCCGAGGGGGUACUUCCUGUUCAUCAACGCCCUGAUGUUCUUGAUGUGUUCCACCAGGUGCUUCUACAUGAUGUUUGACGGCUACAACUCCGACUUGACCUUUCACUCCAGUCUAGACUACUUCAUGUACAGCAUCACCUUCCCUUGUCUGACGUCAGCAUUUAGCCUUCUGGUCCUGGCAUUUCUCAAAGCCACUAGCCUGCAGUUACUAAGACCAGCCAUACAAAAUAUUGCAGUGUUACUGGUCAUCAUUGCUGUUCACUUUGCCUUGUCCGUCUCCGCCGAUGUCCUCAUUGGGUACCAGGAGUGGGUGUAUCUCCUACAGUUUGCUGGCCAAGUGUUCUACCUAGUUUGGGGUGCCGUCUUGUUCUUUGGAUACGCCUACAUUUUCCGCAGGCUUUACUCGCACGCCCUGAAGCGCCAGAAGAACGCCGCCAGCAGUUCCCCCAGCGAGGCUUGGGUCAGCAGAACAAAGAUUGUCAUGAAGUUUACUCUCAGCGCCGGCAUCAAGGUCACCUUCUUCGCCGCCAUCUGCGGACUUGUAACCGUGGGACUAGAAGUGUACGCCAUCGUGGACAUCUACCGACCUUUCACCCCAGGACGGCCCAAAGCAUGGCCAUGGUGGCUGUACCACACUGUACUUAGGGUGAUCGAGCUACUCAUGGCCUUGUCCAUGACGUUCGUCGCGUCUCUCCCAUUCCGAUACAGCAGAGCAAUAGACAGGUUAUCCUGUGGAAUCUUCUGCGCUCCCUGUGCAGAGAUGUGCUCCUGCUGCGGUGGUCAUGCGAAGUCCAGAAACGCAGCCAACAGGUCAAGCAGCUUCUACGAGUGGCACGCCUUUGGACGCGGACAUGCCGGUCCCAAGGUUUCGUCUGUGGACAACGGAUAUAACCUCCGAAGACUCAGCAGUCAGGACAACCCGGAAUUCGGGGGGCGGCCUUCGUCUGGAUCAAGACCCAGUUCUUUGUUAAUCAUAGACAACGGUGUGGUCAGAUUUCAGACCAACGAGGAAGUUUGCGUGAUGCUGGACGGCGGCCAAGGCGAUGACCAGAAGGAGGACAUCCACAGCAUGAACACUUUCCAUCUGCGGGACAGCUUCUUCAACCCCGGUUACUGUCACAAUCUCCAGGAGACCUACGAAGAUGAAGUCGUUAAGUCUCGGAAAAGCAGCAUGACCAGCAGCGAGUUCUUCCGAGUGCCCAGCUCUGUCAGCUUGGCGGACAGCGUUGAGAACGAGCUAGAUAAAGUGUUUGAAAGUUUCAAAGUGAAGAACGGACAUAAAGACGUGGACAAUAGGUCAACGGAUGUAAUGGUCGGGAGCACACUUAGCACAGACCCCAAUUUCGAUCCCACCGACAUCAGACUUGAGGAUUCUUCAGGAUUAGAUUUACAAUCUAGUCAGGUUCCACAACUCGACGAUGCUCAAAGUAUCAAUUCUGAAACAGAGUUGUCUACCCCUUUUAUUCAGCACGACGAGGCAGACGUGGAAGACUUCCCUCCCCCGUAUGACCUUGAUGACCUGCCAGAUGCCCCCUUUCAGGACAACGAGUCCUUAGUGUCGUCUGGAAGUGAUGACUUUAUUGACCACAACGGAGUACUCAGGACGAGAAGGCCUAGCGAAGGCCAUGGCUACCAAGCCGCCAUAUUGACCUCACUUUUAAAAUCAAGGGAAACAGGCUCUACUGAAAAUAUAGAUGUCUGAUUACCAGUGCUAACAAAACUUUGAUAUUAAUAAAUAUUAUUACAUUUGUUUCAAUUUGAUCGCGCAAGUUUUAAAAAAAAUUAUACUACUCGUAAUUUUUCAGUAUUCAAUGGAAUUUAUUAGAAAAGGUCAACAUGCCAGUUACAGAGAAUUAAGGGUUAUUUUUAUCCGUAGAAAAAAGAUAUUGUUAGUUGGCAGUGACAACUUUGUUUCCACACCAAGUGUGCAUUUAGCAUUGUAGCCUCAUUGAAAUGUUCCUGAAAAUGAUCUUUAACUUUCCACCCUAAUUCAGUAUUCUACGGUUGGAUCGCAGGUUUUAGUCUUGAUUCAUAAGUAUUAUAAGCUGUUGAAUAUUGUGAAUGCAGAAAAGAUUUGUAGAGAGAUUCCAAGUUGCGUGGAUUCGUUUUUGUAAAGCAACUAGCGAAAACAAAAAUUGAUUUAAUAGUGUUAACGCUGUUAAUGUUAUGUGUACACAAGAGAGUCAAUAGCUAAUAUAGAAUCAUACUUUUUAUUUUCUAUUCUGUGCUUAUUGAAUGAAUUAUGUUUUUUAUUACACCGUGAUCACUGCCCAGUAUUUAGAUGACAACGGAUUUUCAAAGAGGAAUAUUAAAAUAAACGGAGACAGACAGACUGACAGACAAAUAGAAAUGUGGGAGAAAUAAUAGAAACAACAAACUAAAUUAUAAAAAUAUUUUUUCUAAAAACAAAGUUUAAAUAAGGGGAAAAAACGCACAUUUACAGACAUAUCUUUCAAUAUUUUAAUAUUUAUUUCCUUUUUUAAUAACAAACGAAAUGUAUUAAAUGUUUCAAAUAAUAUUAAUUAAUAUGUCCUUAUUUUUAAAUUCAUGUUUUAUUAGGGGCAAAGAAUAAUUGAGCAAAAUUUGAACUUGACCCAAGUUUGAACUUGACCCGAGAAUGGGAAGUGGGAGAAAUAAUGUGUACAGAAUUUGUACCAGACAGACAGACGGAGUGAGCUGAUAUAAGCUUUGUAAAAAGAAAGAAAGAGAGAGAGAGAGAGAAAGUAAGAGUGUGAAAAAGAAAUAUAGACAGUGAAAGAUUCAGAGAGAGAGAAAGAGUUGGAGAAAUAUUGUAAACAAUAUAAGAGACUGUACGAAUGUUAGUAACAGAGAAAGAAAAAAGAUUGACAUGGAAAAGCGAGCGAGAGAGAGAGAGAGAGAGAGAGUAAAUGUAACCAAUCGUUACCAUGUUUUUACACACACACACCAAAGUCAUUCAUCUAUUCAUAUGUCACACUUUUUGAUUACAUGUAUUUUUCAAAGUUUAAAAAAAAUAUAUACUUUCAAACACAUGGACCUAAUCUUUAGAUCAGUGUUUCACAAACUUUUACCUUAACGGAACACUUCGCACAUUCUGAAUAUUUACUUUAACAUUUUGCAUAUUUGAGAGAUUAACUCACGUGGUAGCAUACAAGUUAAUUAUUCCAGUAGUUCGCGGAACACUUAUUUAGAUCUCACGGAACACAGGGGUUCCGUGUAACACAGUUUGGGAAACACUGCUUUAUAUAUUAAAAGAGGUCUGAGAGUGAUGGAUAGAUAGAAACAAGGAAAUGAGUUGAAUGUCGGGCUCAUUAAUUAUUCAGCUGGGAGGAAUUAAAAUGUCAAGAACAAAUAUUUAGGAAGAUACUCUUAAUGACGAACGAAUUGUCGGUGUCCAAAGAGGAAAUAAACACAAUUUUCUUCUCUA